Messenger RNA from Mizuhopecten yessoensis (Yesso scallop), 671 nucleotides. RefSeq lists its product as uncharacterized. The transcript is spliced from 2 exons. Lineage: Eukaryota; Metazoa; Mollusca; Bivalvia; Pectinida; Pectinidae. The record is from RefSeq and is a predicted model, not a curated record. Bases 101 to 517 code for a protein of 138 amino acids.
UCAACUCGAUUUGCGCUCUUCUCAGAAGGGAAGUCUACACGAUAGGUUGCCUUCUAAGGGAAGUAAAUCGAGUUCGCUGGAAGAUCUUCUUCAAAAUAACAUGGAGGAUAUCGUCGUGACCCUUGGCAUGGUUGGGACUCUGUUUGGAGACUUUGAAGAACCAUUAGCUACAGACGUCAAUGAUGGCGAUAAUGCCGAACUGAUAGCUAUAACAGCAGUAUGCGCUGCUGUAAACCGAGACGACAGGAAAAAAGUUGAAAAAUAUGUCCAGGAUGUGGUGCAUAAUUAUCUACCUGAUGACUUCAAAAGAUGUUUUAGACUCUCUCAAGAAACAUUUGAGAUACUUCUUCAUCAUUUAGCAACUAUACCUGAACUUGCACGACGACAAACUAAAGCUGGUAGACCACAAAUUUCACUUGAAAGAGAAUUACUUAUGACCCUCUGGUUUUUAGGGACUCAGGAAACUGUAAAAUCAAUAUGUGAUAGGUUUGAUGUGCAAGAGUCUACUUUUAUAUGACACAACAGGAGACUUUUAGAUGUUUUUUGUAAAUAUCUGUGCAAGAAGUUUGUCAAGUGGCCUAAUGACAUUGAAAAACAAGAAGUGAUAAGAGCCUUUGAAAGUGUGAAGGGAUUUCCUGGUACAAUUGGUGCAGUAGAUGGAACCCAUAUUC